AAUCUUGCUUGCUUCAGGAACAAAACUUCCUGUUGGCACGGUGAAGGUUUUUCUCUGAGUGACUGGGCGCAACAGAAGCUGCUAUAAAGGCCGCUAGAGUAGUUGAAAAGCAUAACAGUGAUUGCUUUCCAAGAGUGGACUUUGUCCGUAGCUGUUCAAGGGUUCGUGUCAAUUUGCAAUAGCCAUCUUGUUUCACAAUCCACCGAUUUACUUGGCAAGCUAUUAAGGAAGCAGAUGGUUGGAAGACACAGCCUUGUGAGCUGUCAAAAAAGGAGACAAAGCCAGACGGUGAUUCUUGCUAUAUCACCUCCAAAUGCCUAGAGGACUGGGGAUACAUCGCAAAUUGAAGAUUAGGCUCUCCAGAUGCAGUCUAGCUAUUUUGCUAGUUUCCUCCUUAUUUCCCCAAAUGUGUGACGCGGCCGUGUCAAGACCCAACAUUUUGUUGAUAAUGGCGGAUGACCUUGGCUAUGGUGAUUUGGGAUGUUUUGGUAAUGAUACGCUCAGGACUCCUAAUAUUGACCAGCUAGCAAGGGAAGGAGUGAAGCUUACUCAGCAGAUUGCUGCAGCUUCGCUUUGUACCCCAAGCAGAGCAUCUUUUCUGACUGGCAGAUACCCCAUCAGAUCAGGUAUGGUGUCCAUACAUGGGACCCGUGUCAUCACAUGGGCUGGUGCUUCUGGAGGACUCCCUGCUAAUGAAACAACAUUUGCUAAGUUAUUGCAGCAACAGGGCUACACCACGGGCCUUAUAGGAAAAUGGCACCAAGGCAUGAACUGUGAAUCCCACAAUGACCACUGCCACCACCCUUUAAACCAUGGCUUUGAUUACUUCUAUGGCACACCUUUCACACUUGUGAAUGAAUGCCAGGCUAACAAGGAUCCUGAGAUAAACGUCCAACUGCAAGCUACGUAUUGGUUUUACACCCAGAUGGCAGCUCUUUUGGUGUUCACUCUUGUGCUGGGACAAACUACCGGUUUGUUCUAUGUGAAAUGGAAAAUAAUUGCCUUCACUGCUUCAUGUGGUGUCCUAUUUUUCAUCUCCUGGUUUGCCAAUUAUGGAUUUGUAAGGUACUGGAACUGCAUCAUGUUGAGAGAUCGCACCAUUACUCAGCAACCAAUAAAGCUGGAAAAUGCUGCCUCCAGGAUAUUGAAAGAGUCGAUCUCAUUUAUUAAACGAAACAAACAAGGACCGUUCCUCCUCUUUGUUUCUUUGUUACAUGUCCACACACCCUGUUUCAGCACAAAGAGUUUUCAUGGAAAAAGCAGGCAUGGUUUAUAUGGAGACAAUGUAGAGGAAAUGGAUUGGAUGGUGGGAAAAAUUCUUGCUGCUGUUGACAAAGUGGGCUUGAGGAACAACACUUUUACUUACUUUACUUCUGACCACGGCGGCUUUUUGGAGGCUAGACAGGGUGUUACCCAGCUAGGUGGCUGGAAUGGUAUAUACAAAGGUGGAAAAGGUAUGGGAGGCUGGGAAGGAGGAAUCCGUGUGCCUGGAAUAGUUCGCUGGCCAGGGAUAGUCCCCGCUGGCAGUGUUAUUGAUGAACCAAUAAGUCUUAUGGAUAUUUUCCCAACAGUGGCUCACUUAGCUGGGGCAUCGAUUCCACAAGACAGGGUGAUUGAUGGAAGGAACCAGAUAGCUUUGCUACAGGGAGAAGUGCAGCACUCAGAGCAUGAAUUCAUGUUUCACUACUGUGGGUCGUACUUGCAUGCGGUGCGCUGGUACCAGAGAGAGAGUGGUCCAGUAUGGAAAGUUCAUUACACGACACCGAUAUUCAACCCCAAAGGUGCAGGAGCCUGUUAUGAAAAAGGGUUAUGCCCAUGUUCUGGAGAAGGUGUAACACAUCAUGAUCCUCCUCUGCUGUUUGAUCUCUCAAGAGACCCAUCAGAGGCCAUGCCUCUUUCACCGGACACGGAGCCCUUGUUCCACACAGUCCUAAAGCACACAGACAGAGCUGUGGAGGAGCAUCGCAAGACCAUCACUCCGGUCCCACAGCAGCUCUCUCUUGGAAACAUUAUGUGGAAACCAUGGCUGCAGCCAUGCUGUGGGACCUUCCCAUUCUGUUGGUGUGACAAUGAAGAAAGUGAUACCCAUUCAUAUAAAGUGGGCUAGCAAAAA
This is a messenger RNA of Lacerta agilis (Sand lizard), 2113 nucleotides long. RefSeq names its product arylsulfatase D-like. Gene Ontology annotation, molecular function: arylsulfatase activity. The transcript is spliced from 10 exons. NCBI's taxonomy places the organism in Eukaryota, Metazoa, Chordata, Lepidosauria, Squamata, Lacertidae. Bases 314 to 2107 code for a protein of 597 amino acids. The record is from RefSeq and is a predicted model, not a curated record.